GUGCGCGCGUAGCUUGCGAAAACUGAGAGCUGCCGGUACAGUGUAGAAUAUACGGCGUGCUCGUUUGUCUCGUCGUCGCAUACACCCGGGUCGGGACUCGAGAAAAGUGAUGUUUCCUGCGCGUCUCCCAUCCCUACUUUCUGCUUUGCUUCUUCUCUCAUCAGCCCACGACGCAUGCACCGCAUGGACGGAUGGACGCUGAGCGAUCCCGCGGGAAUAACCGCCGCAACGACCACGAUCGUCCGGCGCUCCGUCGAGACCCGGAUGGCCCGGGUUCCACGAGGCGCCGCCUUUCUCUCGGACUCCGACGACGACGACGACGACGACGACGUCUUGCUAGACGCGACACUCGAGGACGAACCAGACAGGCACGUCACAAGCGGAUUCCGCAGCUCUCAGGGCGCGCACAUUCCUGCCAGAAAGUGCUUGCAAUGCUCUACGUCGCCAAGAGCGACCGAGGUGAACAUCACCGAGCUAGCCGAGGCUUCCGGGGAACAGAAAUCCCGCUGGUUCCUGGACGCAACCGGGGGUCGCCUCGUCGAGAUGCCGUCACUGGCAGCGACUCCCGGGACAGCCAGGCCGCACCUCAGCGACACGCCCGCAUCUCUAUGGCUGCCGGAUGCGACUCGAUAACGCCGCCGCCGCCCUGACCCGGGCCGCCACGCGCUAUCCGGGCGACUCAGGAAACGGGCGCAGAACGGGAGCCUCGGCGGAGUGCGCACUACGGCCUCCUCCGGCGAGCGGCAGCUUCUCGCCUUCCGCGACCACGACACGACACCCACCCGCUCUCUCUCUCUUCCGUCGGUAAUUAACGGCGUUGCCGGCCACCGCCGCGGCCGGACAAGAGAAAAGGGGUGAGAGUGAAGAAGGCGCUACAACUUGCUCUGCCGACACUCCUAAUUUCUCUACGCUUACUUUCUUUCUUUUUUUCUUUUUUUUUUUUCCUACCCUACCAUCGACACCCCUUUUUUUCCAGGCGAAUAGCACAAGCGCGCGACCAGUGACGCCACCGGCACGAAGCAGCGGUCGGGCUGCGGUGCCCACGCGUCCUUCUCCGGAAACGGAAGCGUCUGUCUCAACACGCAUCGACCGGAUCCAACUUCCGUUUCCACGUUUCCUUAUCAUUCGACUGUCCAGACUGCUGUUUUCCGAGGCCUGGACGGAGAACUGAUAAGGGCUUGUGGUGACAUUACUCAACGGUUUGAAGAGGAGAGAGCUGGACCGGCGAGGCGCUCCAGCAAAAUGGCACGUUCCCGCUUUCUGCCCCGCCCCCUCCCCCUUUUGUUCUUCCCUCCCCCAACUUCCUCACUAUCCUUCUCGUCCUCUCCUCCGUCGUAGUUCCCGGAGGGCGACAUUGGCCACCCUCCACUCCUCCAAUCUGCUUUCUUUGUAGAGUCAUUUAAAGCCUGUUCCCAUUGUCCACGAAACGCCCGUUGAUUACAGAGCGCCACCCCCCCCCCUCCUUUCUCCACCCCCUCUUUUGUCUCUUAUCACCACCUCGCGCGGCAGCGGCGGCUGCGUAACGCCCCAGGGCUCGGGCCAGAUUUUUCAGCCACGACCAAAUCAAUGACGCCAACGCCCGACAAAAACUUGAGAGCGUCGAUUAAACUUUGACUGCCGGUCUGUCGUUAUCUGGCUCUAGAAGAGAAAAUAUGACAGUGGUGGCUGUGACAGGGACGAUGGAAACAACGUUGUAAACAAUUUUACGGCUAUGGGAAUGGCCUAGGUAUGUCAAGUUAACGGCAUUACCGAAAGGAGAAGCAUCGCGUGAGUCAGGAGAUGCUAUAUUGUCCGUAGCCCAGGGGAAGCACACCAAAGGGAGGCCAUAGCGAUAAGGCGUUACGAGCAGUCGACGUGUGCCAUGAACUUGUCGCAGCCGUGAUCUUUAUAUCAGGAUGUAGAAUGCAUCAUUCAGUUCGCCACGUCUUGACGGAGACACACGAGUCGAGGGAAGAGGGCCCAAAUCGAGCAUUGAGUCUCCCUACCAGUCGGAGGCUAUAUACCUGCAGCGAGAUCAAGCGCUAUAUCACGAGAACAUUGGAUGCCGGAGUUCCACAAGGCGACUAUGGCACGCUUCUUACUGGCAAAAUAGCCACCUCAGUUCCUCACGCCACACUUGUGCAAUUACGCAAAGCUCAGCACUGUACAAAUAUUAAUGGUCCUUGCUGGUCUGAGCCGACAUCAUCACGCAUGCUGCAGAAAGUUGUGGCACGGGCCAGUUUCAUACACCAGAUUUACGCCGUAUUAUCAGUUAAUCGAAUCCGCGUAAAGCUUACUUUGCCACUUGAACGCUUGCAAUUGGGAGAGAUAACGCGACGUCGAAUGUGCGUUUCGUGUCGUCGCCGCCCGCAGGUCUGCGACCACAGCUAACAUGUCUUGCCGAUGUCACUAUUGCGUCGAAGCAGCAUGAUAGGAUCCAAUGUCCACAUGACAGUCGAAACAAAAGCUUUCUGGAGUGACCAAUAAAACAGCUUGCGCACUUAUGCGACCCUGCAAUGUUAACUGGAAACUGCAGUUAUGGUAAUCGCUCCCGCCACAUUGCUAUCAGACUAAGCCUGUACACAAGGUGGACCUGACUUCCUACAACAACGCUAACCCUUCAAGGAGACCUCGCAGAGUUCCUCUUCUCCGGAAGAGACAACAGCCUUAACCCCAGAGCAUGAAAAUG
Messenger RNA from Dermacentor silvarum, 2668 nucleotides. RefSeq lists its product as uncharacterized. The transcript has 3 exons. Bases 175 to 633 code for a protein of 152 amino acids. The record is from RefSeq and is a predicted model, not a curated record. Lineage: Eukaryota; Metazoa; Arthropoda; Arachnida; Ixodida; Ixodidae.